AUGAUGGCCAGUGUUUCACAAUUAAAUGAUUUAAGAAGUUAUUCCCGCCAUUGGCUGGGAGAGUUUAUCGACCUAUAUCAGUUGGAGGAAUGUUUAUGGCAACCCAAACAUCCUGACUACAGUAACAAUACAGUGCGCAACAAAGCCUACGACAAGCUGGUGGAAAAACUAAAAGAGGUCGAACCGAACCCCGACCGCAAUAUGGUGGUACGAAAAAUCAAUUCAUUGCGUUCAGCCUUCCGACGCGAAUACCGCAAAACCAAUGCCAAGCAAAACUAUGAGACACGCUUGUGGUAUUACGACAAACUGUCCUUCAUAGCCGACCAAAACAUCAAACGCACCUUGACGAGCUUGGGUGGCAGCAGUAGUGGCUCAGAUGUUAAGGCUCCAAAACGUUCGCUCACGUUGGCGUUUGAAGAUGAUGAUUCGAUUGAAUACGAAGAUGAACAUCAGAUGGAGGCCAGCAGUGCACAUUCGACCUCUCAGACGGACAUGCAACAGGAUCCCAGCAUGACUUCAACUAUAGCAGCAGUGGCCAAUGGUGAGAUAGUACCCGUUUCCAUAGUCAAAAGUGAAGAUCAAAAGGUUCAUCAUCAGCAGCAGCAACACGAGCAACAUCAUCAAGAGCCACCACCACUACAUCAUCAUCACCAACAUCAUCAGCAGCAGCAACAUCAACAGCAGCAACAACAACAUCAUCAGCACCACCAACAUCAUCAUCAUGCUGCUGCCCAACAGAUUCACACUCAAACCCAACCACAACAUACGACAGCCGUCAAGGUGCUAGAAAUCACAUCGCUCGAUUCGAAUUCACAGCGUGAAAUUCAACAGGCCGUUAACUCGCUGGAACAACAGCAACAUCAAAUCCAACUACAACAGCAACAACAGCAGCAAGCCAACGGGGCCGCCGCCGCCCAACUAACACAAAUCCAUCAGCAAGUUCCCACCAUACAAAUUGCACGUGAACACCUUCAACCUUUAUUCGGCACUUCUGCUGCCACCUAUACCACCGCUGCCACCACUGGUACCCAACGACCGGAAGAUGAAUUCGAUGCCAUCGGCAUGAAUGUGGCCAGCAAAUUGCGUGUGAUGAACACACACCAGCGUAUCGUGGCCGAGAAACUAAUCAGUGACGUUCUCUUCAAUGGCCAAUUAGACAAUUUAAGUGUUAAUUCACAUUUAACCCAGUAGGAUGUUGUUACGUUGAAGGUGGAAAGACUUCAACAACAACAACAACAGCAGCAGCGACCGUUUCAACUGCAGCAAAUACAACAACCGCAACAACUACUGCAAGAAAGUCAACAACCAUUGUCGUUAUUAGAAUGGUUUAGUCAUUAUUGUCUAUCGUCUGCUGUUUAAAUGGAUGAACACACAGCUUAUUCCUGGUGGUAACUGAAAUCGGUAGACGAUCAAAAUAAAACUCUAGUUUAAGGCAUAUAAUUUAAGUAAGUUAAAUUUUACACAAAAUUUGUAUUUUUUUCAUACAUACAUACAUACAUUUUUUUCCUAAUUUUGAAAUAUUAAAUUGAAACAUGCUAUACCUAUUUCUAAGUUUGGAGAUUUUCGUAAAUUUAAGGUUUUUUUUUUUCUAAAUAAUCAGUUUCAAAGCCAUAUUAUUUGUGUGGAACACAGUACUUUUUUGGAGUAUGCAUAUUUUUAUAUCAAAUCUAAUAAACUAUCGUUUUGGAUUUGUGUUAUUAAAAUAAUAUUUUUUAUUGAAAAACUUAUUUACAUUAAUCAAUUUCUUAGGAUUUUUAAAGUCGUAUCUCAUAUUUAAAAACUAGUUACGUUUUUAGAGCUUUACACAUAUUUGUGUACAUUUGCUAAAUUUAGUUAUGAAAAUUUUCAAUUUCUAAUGUUUUAUCUCAAUUUUCUAUUUUGCUUUCAAAUUUAAAACAAACAAGUAAAAAAAUUUCAUGAAAUAGCCAAUAAAGAAACAUAUUUAAUAUACAAUUAACUGUAUUAACCUCUAGAUAUUACAAAGGUGUAAAGUUUUUAUAGUUUACAAAAGGGAAAAUAAUUUGCAAGAGUUAUAAAGAUUUGGUAAAACUUUUUAAAACUUAAGUAUAUUUUUUUCUGUGGGAGAACUUUAAAACACGCCCUACUUAUCUAUGUCCUUUAGUGUAUGCCCUUGAAAAUUAUGCAAUAAAUUUUAACAAAACUAAAUGUAUGUAUAAAUGAUAAAAAAUAUUUAUAAAUAAUUAAUUAAUAAUAACUUAGUAUUAUUAUAUCAAUACUGAAAAUAAG
This is a messenger RNA of Lucilia cuprina (Australian sheep blowfly), 2247 nucleotides long. RefSeq names its product TPR-containing protein DDB_G0280363. The coding region runs from base 1 to 1191 and encodes 396 amino acids. The record is from RefSeq and is a predicted model, not a curated record. Lineage: Eukaryota; Metazoa; Arthropoda; Insecta; Diptera; Calliphoridae. The transcript has a single exon.